AUGUCCCAGGCGAGUGGCCAGCCUCCUCCUCACUGCGACGCGCCCCAUGGAGCCCCCAGCGCAGCUCCGGGCCCAGCCCAGACCCCAUCACUCCUUCCUGGGCUGGAGGUAGUGACCGGAUCUGCUCACCCUGCGGAGGCAGCGCUUGAGGAGGGCUCCCUGGAGGAAGCAGCAGCACCCUCCAUGACCCAAGGCAAUGACCCUGGGGCCCCCCAGGCCCUGAACAGCACUGACCUCGAUGUCCCCAUAGAAGCUGUGACACGCCAGCCCCAGGGGAACCCCUUGGACUGCACCCCACUAGUGGCGAAUGGCUCUGGCCACCCCUCGGAGCUGGGCGGCGCCAGGCGGACGGGGAAUGGUGCCCUGGGUGGCCCCAAGGCCCACCGGAAGUUGCAGACGCACCCAUCUCUCGCCAGCCAGGGCAGCAAGAAGAGCAAGGGCAGCACCAAGUCCGCUGCCUCCCAGAUUCCCCUCCAGGCGCAGGAAGACUGCUGCGUCCACUGCAUCCUGUCCUGCCUGUUCUGCGAGUUCCUGACGCUGUGCAACCUGGUCCUGGACUGCGCCACCUGCGGCUCCUGCAGCUCCGAAGACUCCUGCCUCUGCUGCUGCUGCUGCGGCUCCGGCGAGUGCGCCGACUGCGACCUGCCCUGCGACCUGGACUGCGGCAUCCUGGACGCCUGCUGCGAGUCGGCCGACUGCCUGGAGAUCUGCAUGGAGUGCUGCGGCCUCUGCUUCUCCUCCUGA
This is a messenger RNA of Rangifer tarandus platyrhynchus (Svalbard reindeer), 744 nucleotides long. Lineage: Eukaryota; Metazoa; Chordata; Mammalia; Artiodactyla; Cervidae. The record is from the annotation of a GenBank genome assembly.